CGACAGCACGAGGCAGACGUUAUCCUGCUUGUCGGUCCCGCUUACUCAGACCUCACAGCAAACGCCCAUCUCCCUGCCCCUUCACUCACUCGGUACACCGCCUCCAGCACGCGCUCCACUCCUAUUCCACUCUGACCAUGUGGACGAUGAACGGCCUUGCGAUCGCCCUGCUGGCCUGCGCGUUACUGCUAGCCAAUGGUGUGGUGGCCCAAGAUGCUGAAGCAACAGAAGCCCCAGCAAGUGAGCCACCCGCAGACAACAGUGACGGGACGACCAAACCUUGGGACAUGGACGGCCAGCCAGACACCACCGUUCCUCCAGAUUCAGGUCUCUUGCCAGUGGCUGAAGGAGUCUCUGAUGCACCUGCUGAAAAUACGCCUCCUCCAAUUAACAGUUCCCCCAGUGCUGACAACCAGGAAGGUGGUGCCUCCGGCACCACAGCUGGCCCCACUGGUCUCAAUGAUGAUAGCUCAGUAGUCAUGGAGUUGUCAGAUCUUUCUAACGUCAUUACAACUAAGCCCGUGGUGGAGUGUGUCGGGAAGGAGGAGAUUGACGAGAGGAAAGCUGUCAAGGCUACGGUCACUAAAACUGAUUGUGAGGACACGAAACAAAUCGUUGAGGAGAGCAGCAUCAAGUGUUACACUGAAAACUGCCAAAUCAAAGUCUACCAAGAGGGAAACAACAUACAGAUGGUCAGGACUGAUGCUAAACCAAAUACGCUGGUUGAAGCCCUAAAGGGAGAAUUGAAAGACAAGCUGGGAUUGACAAAUUUAGAGGAGCCUCUGUCUUCAUCAUCGUCCUCAUCAGGGCGUUCUGUAUUUGUGGGGAUCCUGAUCAGCGGUCUGCUGGCUGCUGCUGCCAUUAUUGCCGGGUACUGCAAAUGCCAACGCCGAACUGACAGCAAGGGAGUCAAGCUGGCUGAAGAGGCGUACCCAGUGGAUCAGGAGAACCAGGGGAACACCCUCGUGUCCGUGGCUCCCCUUAGCCCCCCGACAGAAACCCAGGAGAAGCCCAACGUGAACGGCGAGUCACCUGAAGCUGAUAAGACCGAGCCUCCUCCCACCAACGGCCACUCCGCCACCAAGACUGCAGACACCGAGCUGUGAACCCCUCUUACACACAUGCACUCAUACGCACACACACACACACACACACACACACACACACACACACGCACACAGACAGACAUAUUUCAUGCAAUCCCGCCUCAGACUCAGCUACGUGGUCAUCAGGAACAUCGACACGGCUAUGGCCGCCUAUAUUCUCUCCUUUGGCUGCGUCACACAACAAGCAUCAGGAAAACUAGUCCGGUAGUGAUGGAGGUGGUGACGGUGGACGUUGACGACGGCUCAGCCCCUGUCUUGUUGACGGCGCUUGAGCUUGAGAUGAGCGCUUUUGGGUGGGAGAAAAAUGUAUUUUUUAGCAUGACUCACCCACGACCGGGUCCCGCGAGGGCUGCAGCAGCUUUUGUACAGUCGACACCCAUCAGCCUGCGUGUCAUCAGGUUCGGCGCUCCACCCUCCGCCAGAACAUAAGACACGUGCACAUGUGCCUCAUUGGCAAAGCUUUGUCCCCUUGAAUUAUUGAGCAUUUCGAUAUGUGAACGUGUGCGCAUCAUCCUCAUCAUGUCCGCAGGAUUCUUCUAACUGUACGUAAGCAAUGAAUUAAUGUGAUCUUUUUUUUUCCACUCUAACACGAAUGUGCACAAAAGUAUUGUGCUGCCAUUACAAGGAAGGUGAAGUUCAAUCUCGUAAAGUUUCUUCACUGCCGCAGGCUGCAACUGUCGAGACUCCGAGCCUCAUCAGUGUUAUUUCCUAUUCACUAUACUGUACUGUGUAUGCUAUUUUUAUAUCACUAAGCUAUGGAGCAGUGUGAAGCUGUUUGUUUUUUAUGCUAUAAUGUCUUACUUUGCUUCAACGUGCCCGUGAGGUACAUUAACAAAAUGAGCGAAACACAUGAUGGUGCAAGUGUGUGAUUUUCAUUAUUUUUAGUUGCAAAGGAUUCAUCACAGAAGAAAACUAUUUAAAUGCUGAACUGGAAAACAAUUUGACUUGAUUUAAUUUGGUGUUGUUUUUACUCACAUUCCACUGUAAUUUUGUUUUGCAAGAAGAAUGUCGAUUUAAAUUGGAUUGAAGAUCAAAAGUAUCAAAUAAACAUGUUUUUUUUUUU
Syngnathoides biaculeatus (alligator pipefish) is the source of this 2169-nucleotide messenger RNA. RefSeq lists its product as uncharacterized. Gene Ontology annotation, biological process: cell adhesion. The coding region runs from base 138 to 1106 and encodes 322 amino acids. The transcript has 8 exons. Gene Ontology annotation, cellular component: membrane. The record is from RefSeq and is a predicted model, not a curated record. NCBI's taxonomy places the organism in Eukaryota, Metazoa, Chordata, Actinopteri, Syngnathiformes, Syngnathidae.